Molecule: messenger RNA, 1514 nt
Organism: Eriocheir sinensis (Chinese mitten crab)
Lineage: Eukaryota; Metazoa; Arthropoda; Malacostraca; Decapoda; Varunidae
Product: H/ACA ribonucleoprotein complex subunit 1-like
Exons: 6
Coding region: 151-1068 (305 amino acids)
Biological process (GO): snoRNA guided rRNA pseudouridine synthesis; ribosome biogenesis
Cellular component (GO): box H/ACA snoRNP complex
Molecular function (GO): box H/ACA snoRNA binding
Source: RefSeq, a predicted model, not a curated record
GGAAGAGGAGGCUGCCUGCAACACGUGGUCCGGUCCGGCUUCUGUACCUUGAGGGCGGUGAGACUCCCUUGUAAUUACUGUAUUUUAAGUGUGUUUUCCUCACUGUACUCACGGCUAAGUCUCCACAGCGUCACCAGGUAAACUGAAGCCAUGGCUUUCCGAGGACAGUGGCGAGGCAGAGGUGGAGGCCGUGGAGGUGGAGGCCAAGGAGGUGGAGGCCGAGGAGGUGGAGGCCGAGGAGGUGGAGGCCGAGGAGGUGGAGGCCGAGGAGGUGGAGGCCGAGGAGGAAGAAGGCGAGGACGUUUCCACCGUGGCAGACGCGUCGAGGGACCCCCAGACGAGGUCUGGGAGUAUGGGGAGGUCAUGCACUCGUGUCAGAACGACUUGGUUUGCAAAGUGACCCAUGUGGAUGUUCCGCACUUCAACGCACCAAUCUACAUGGAGAACAAGAUACAGAUUGGCCAAGUGGAUGAGAUCUUUGGCAGCCCGACGCAGAAGUUUGUGUCCGUUAAACUGACUAAGGGACUUGCAGCUUCCUUAUUUGAAAAACACUUUAAGAUCUACAUCAACCCUGCCAAGCUGCUGCCCUUGCACCUGUUCCUGCCAAAGGAUGGCCUGGGGCGGGGUAGGGGGCGGGGUAGGGGGCGGGGCGGGGCAGGACCAGCAAAACAGGGUGAACCAGGACAGGAUGAACCAGCAGAACAGGGUGAACCAGCAGAACAGGGUGAACCAGGAGAACAGGGUGAACCAGCAGAACAGGGUGAACCAGCAGAACAGGGUGAACCAGCAGAACAGGGUGAACUAGCAGAACAGGGUGAACCAGCAGAACAGGGUGAACCAGCAGAACAGGGUGAACUAGCAGAACAGGGUGAACUAGCAGAACAGGGUGAACUAGCAGAACAGGGUGAACCAGCAGAACAGGGUGAACCAGGAGAACAGGGUGAACUAGCAGAACAGGGUGAACCAGCAGAACAGGGUGAACCAGCAGAACAGGGUGAACCAGCAGAACAGGGUGAACCAGCAGAACAGGGUGAGCCAGGAGGACAGGGUGAACCAGGAGGAUGGUGAACCAGGAGGACAGGGUGGAGCAAAAGGACAAGGCAGAAAAAGGAGGAAAAAAGCUUGGAAGUCUAGGAAGAAAAAUUUACUCAAUUGAAUAAGGAAGAAGAGUAAGAGGAGGAGGAGGAAGAUUCAUUGUGGGAGAUGUUUAUUACUUAAUUGAACAAGGAGGAGGAGGAGGAAUAAUUUAUUACUUCAUUGAAUAAGGAAGAAGAGUAGGAGGAGGAGGCGCAGAAGGACAAGGAGGAAGAGGAGGAGGAGGAGGGAGACGGCAAAGAAGACUAGGAAAAAGAAGUAGAGAUGCUGAGGGGGGGUAAGAGGUGUGUGUGUGUGUGUGUGUGUUAAAAAGAAUUAAGGAAACAUUUAUUCUCAUUUAAGUUUGUGUGUGUGUCAAAAAGAAUUAUAAGGAAAAAUUUAUUUUCAUAUAUACACAAAGUUCAUGUAAGUAUUUUUUU